GAAAUUUGCUUCGUUAAAGAAAUCAAAUAUUCCAAAAUCGCGUUGGGCUGAUCCCCCAAACCCUAGAGAGACCAUAAAAUUUUCCCAAUCUUCUUCGGAAAGUCGAGUUUUUCUUUCGAUUUAUUCAAGUUUUCUGCUCGAAUUUGUUGUUCUUGCUCUCCAAUCAUGCUUCUUUCUCCGGGUCAUUCUCCUCGACACGUCUCGUCCCCUUCGCCUUCGACGGUUUCUGAGAAUGCAAUCCAAAAUCCGCAGAGUUCGUCUCCGAUUACGCCUCAGAGCUCUAGGAAACAUCCCAGGGUUCUUGAUGAGGAUGCAUAUGUGGAAGCGAUAGAGAAGAUCAUCGAGCGUGAUUACUUCCCCGACAUCUCGAAGCUCCGGGAUCGUCUCGAUUGGCUGGAGGCGAUUAAAAGUGGAGACCCGAUUCAAAUUCGAGAUGCGCAGUUGAAGAUCAUGGAGCGCCGUGGCCAGAAGGUCAGACGUUCGAACCCUGAUGGUAAGUCCCAAACACCUGGUUCCACCUUUAUGAGAAAUUUUACCCCUUUCGAUGAAUUUGAGGGUAAAACCCCGAAAACCCCCGGCUUUGGUAGAACUGGAGUUGCCGGCGAAGCGGGGGAGGGUGAUCUUGAGGGUAAGGUGGUGGAUGAAUCGUUGUCGCUGGAUGAGUUUUUUAGGCAGUAUACAAGCGAGGAUAGUUUUAGUUUUUCGAAAAUCCUGGACAAAGAUAACCGGAAGAGGAAGGAGAGGUACGCGUAUUUGACUGAGGGCGAAAAGGAGGAUGUGAAGUCAAUUGAGGAUGCGAAGAGAGAUAGAAUAACUGAUGGUUACGGGACUUCCAAUCAGCCGCCGAGUACCUUGGAAGGAUGGAAGUAUACUGCAAAGAAUUUAUUGAUGUAUCAUCCAUCUGACCGAGGCGAGGCUCCGCUGACUGAGGACGAAGUGGCAGUUAGAAUGAAGGGCCUUACCAAAGAAAUUAGCCUCACAAGUACUCGGUUCCAUGGUAAACUGAUGGAUUCAAGGCCAAAGGACGAUGGUACAGUUGAAGUGCUUUAUACCCCAGUAGCUGGAGCAACUCCACACCCCGUGCUGGAUAGAGAUGGGGAUAAAUCGAAGAAAUAUGAUUUGGAGAAUUUUAGGAAGACCCCAAAUCCAUUUUAUGUUGAAUCAGGUAAAAAGGCUGAGAAUGGCUACAGUUUUGUGCGAACUCCGUCACCUGCACCUGGUGUUGAUGAAUCUCCCUUUAUUACAUGGGGAGAAAUUGAAGGAACACCCCUGAGACUAGAUCCUGAGGAGACGCCCAUUGACAUUGGUGGUUCUGUUGACGGACCACGUUAUAGCAUUCCAUGUCCUCCUGUAAGAGAUGAGAAGGCUCAUUCACUUUCAAGGGAGGCAGCACGAAAACUGAGAGAGAAGUCGAAGAUGUUUCAGAAGCCACCCUUGCCAUCAUCUGUUAGAGGAGGUAGUGCUAGCCCAAGUGUACGGAGGACCCUCUCUCCAGCCGCCCAGAAAUUCGUAAGGAAUGCAAUUGCCAAGUCGUCGUCCUCAUUUGAUGAGACCCUUCGUGCCAGUUACAGAGGUGGAAGCCCGAGUUUGGCGACUCCUAAAAGCGGGAGGAGUUUGUCUAGAUUUGCUAGAGAUGGGAGUUUUGGCUCUAGGUCACCUUCUGUUAAAGAAGGUUCUAAUCCUGCUUGGUGAUGUAAUUUUUCCAUUCAAUAUAAAUGCUUCAUGUAUACUAACAAUUCUGUCUUUAAAUCCUUUCCUUAUAUAAUUUUUAUUUUGUAAGUUCUACAACCUAAUGUAAAGAGGCGGGUGAAUAUGUUGGAUAUUAGAAAACUAAUGAACCACCGAUUUGAUA
This is a messenger RNA of Momordica charantia (bitter melon), 1852 nucleotides long. Its product is annotated as DGCR14-like protein. Lineage: Eukaryota; Viridiplantae; Streptophyta; Magnoliopsida; Cucurbitales; Cucurbitaceae. The record is from RefSeq and is a predicted model, not a curated record. Gene Ontology annotation, cellular component: catalytic step 2 spliceosome.